Molecule: messenger RNA, 1050 nt
Organism: Diaporthe citri
Lineage: Eukaryota; Fungi; Ascomycota; Sordariomycetes; Diaporthales; Diaporthaceae
Exons: 1
Coding region: 1-1050 (349 amino acids)
Molecular function (GO): deaminase activity
Source: RefSeq, a predicted model, not a curated record
AUGACAAACACCACAACCUCCCCCUCGAGAGCCUGGCUGCGCCACCUCCCCAAAGCAGAGCUGCACCUCCACCUCGAGGGCACCGUGACGCCGGAGACGCUGGUCGUGCUCUCGCAGCGGCACGACGCCAACCCGCUGACGCUGGAGCAGGCCCGCGACCUGUACACGUACAAGGACUUCCGCCACUUCCUGCAGACCUUCAGGCUCGUCUGCGACAGGCUGCAGACGCCCGAGGACUAUGCCCUCGUCGCGGCGGAGAUGAUGCGCGACCUGCGCGCCCAGGGCGUGGUCCACGCCGAGGUCUUCAUCGCGUGGGGCAACAUCCUGCGCUGGAAGCCGGACCUGCGCGUCGAGGACGUCAUGGUCGCCGUGGAGGGGGCCCGCGCCGCCGCUGAGGCGGAGGCGGGAGGGGACUUCUCGCUGCUCUGGAUCGUGGACGCGGUGAGGCAGUGGGGCCCGGAGCACGUCGGCGAGGUGUUCCGGCUUGCGGCAGGGCUGAGGACCCGGUUUCCUAGCAUCGUUGGCGUUGGCAUCGGGGGCGAUGAGGUCGCCGGGCCGGCGGGUGAGUUCCGCGAGGCAUAUGCGGAGGCCAGACGGGCGGGACUGCGGCUCACUUGCCAUGCUGGCGAGGCGAGCGGGCCUGUGAAGGGCCCCGUGGAGAUCCGGGCCGCGCUGGGUAUCGGUGCUGAGAGGAUCGGGCAUGGCCUUGACGCGCAACACGACGAGAGUCUUUUGGCAGAGUUGGCGGAGAGCCAGACGCCUAUCGAGAUCAACGUCACAUCCAACAUUCUGACUGGCGGCUGUAACUCGGUGAAAGAGCACCCCCUGCCGAGGUAUCUGAAUAAGGAGAUGAUGUGUAUGCUGAAUUCGGAUGACCCUGCCAUGUUUGGGUCAUGGUGUCUGGAUGAAUAUGUUCUGGUUCAUGAGCAGAUUGGUUUGGACCUGGAGAGCAUGAGACGGCUGGCGAGGAAUUCCAUCUUGUCGAGUUUCCUGGAAGAUGAGAGGAAGCAGGAAUUGUGUGAGAAAAUCAAGCACUAUCCUCUCCCAUAA